Phaedon cochleariae (mustard beetle) is the source of this 567-nucleotide messenger RNA. Lineage: Eukaryota; Metazoa; Arthropoda; Insecta; Coleoptera; Chrysomelidae. The record is from the annotation of a GenBank genome assembly.
AUGACACGAAGUCCCUAUGAGGACAUGAAGACGAGAAAGAAAAUAUGUAAUGAGGAAAAUGAAGCAGAUGAAGAUGAUGCAUAUGGAAGAGAUGAAAAAGAUAUAGGAGAUGAAGAUGAUGAAGGAAAUAGGGAAGAUCAAGAUGAAGAAAAUGAGAGAAAAAGGAUUCGAGAGAUAAGGAAAAGCGAUAAUUGCUCGGCCCAGAACAAAGACAAAUAUUUGAUGUCCAUGUACCUAUACGCCAUUGAAAAUUUCGAUGUAGAACGAAUCACACAUAAAUAUCUGAUUGUGAGUCAUACAGAAAAUGAGGGAGAUUCUAUGCACUCCUGUAUAGAAAAAGAAAGGAGUCGAAUUCUGAAAAGUGGACCAAUUUACGUUCCUAGUGAGAUAGUCACCAUCACAAAAUCGGCCAAGAAGAAAGGAACUCCAUAUUCUGUUACAGAAAUGUCAACAGAAGAUUUCGUCGACUGGAAAAAAGUAAGUGAAGUCAUGGGAAAAAAUUACAACAUCGAUGAAAAUGGAGACAAAGUUUCCUGGAAUGAAUUCAAAGUUGUAAUGAUGGAUUAG